CAGCAUCCUAGAAAAACUCUCUCUCUCUCUCUCUGCCUUGCUCUCUCCAUGAUACAUCCAGCUUGGCGAGCGGAGCCAAGAACCCACACCCUCUGAGCUCUCAUUCUUCGCCUGCUUGUGAAGAACACGGAUUUAUUCUUUUGGUGAAGAGUGGAGAGAACUGCAGCCUAGAAGAGUGGAGCAGAUAGAUGUAGAGGCAUCCCUCCCAGAAGCAAGCUGGCUGGCAAACCUGAAUUGCCAGCAGGGAGAGUGACGGAGCAGCCAAGCAGCUGCCCUGAGUUUCAGCCUGCUUGUGGUGCAGGUUUUUCAAGUCACACACACCUGCCUGUCACACACGAUAUAUCUUAUUUAUUUUUAUACGCACACACACACAUAUAUAAGGGUGCUGCUUGAGGUAGCCACCUACACAGAUACUUAAAUAUUCACUCAGAACGCCAGCUGCUUGAAGAAGAUCUUGGUUGCUUCCCAGUCACCACCAAACUCGUGGAGAGAGAAGAUGUCAACGGAAAAGGCUGUCAGCCCCACAGAGGAACAGGUGGAAAUCCUGGAGUACAAUUUCAACAAAGUGAACAAGCACCCUGACCCUGCUACCCUUUGCCUUAUUGCUGCGGAGGCAGGCCUGACCGAGGAAGAGACCCUGAGAUGGUUCAAGAAGCGCCUGGCUGAGUGGCGGAAAUCCGAAGGGCUCCCGUCCGAAAGCGGGUCUGUCAGAGACUGACUGGAACUUUCCUUCUAGAAACAGUCCUGGGAAAACUGACUGCUCAGUUAUUUCUUUCACUGUGGAACACCACAUUACUAUCAGAACUCAUCCUUCGCCUGUUAUUUAACCAGCUGCCUUAUUUAAAAUGUAUAUAACUGAUGUGUGAGGAAUAAUUGUGCAAAAAUAUAUGUACUGGUUGAGGUAUUAUCUUACCAAACUUAAAGCUACCAGUCUGACUGUAGCUACUUCAAUAGUGAUAUGGAGGUGAUGUGUUAAUAAUGACAUUUCCUUUCAUGCCUGGCAGAACUAAUAUACAUGAAUAAAUAUAUGCAAAACUAUUGCGCCCCCAUUUUCAAAAACAAGAUCAGUACAAAGAAGCAAUUGCAAUUUUUUUAUAAUAUGAUAAACAAAGGGCCAAGGCAUGAUUUGGCCCAGUUUAUGGAUGUGAGGGUCUUCAUACAUGCAACUAAGAAACUCUCAAGGAGAUGAGCUGGUAAUGUCCCUGAACAAGCAAAAUUGUGUUCCUUGAACCUGUGAAUGUAAGAGGUGUACUUGGUGCCAUUGCAACUCCCAGCUAGAGUACAAAUAAAAAAAAUGCAACUAUUUCUACAUCUUCCCUCGUCUGGCAUCAUCCUGUGCAGGAUACUUGAGGUCAGACCCCAUGCAGACACCUGCAUUGCUAGAACAUGCCAAGCACAUUCAGUAAUGUUUGGAUCCAACUUGGCAGCCAGGUUCUCCUCCUCUUCUCUACUCAGAUUCCUAGGCCAAAAGGUAAACAACAUAUUAUUAAGAGAUCUUGGAGUACCAUCUAUCCCUGGCAUUCAAGCAUGCAUAACAAUGCUACCCUCAAGGACUGGAACAUACCUAUAUUUCACUGAGCAUCAACAUAAUUACAUGAUCAUUUGUGCAUGCAGUCACUGUAUUUUCCUUGGUUUUCCCAUUACAGAAACAGGAAUAUUUCCUGGCACAUAUUAAUAAAAUCAGAUGUUUUAUGAAAACUGAGAAA
Messenger RNA from Anolis carolinensis (green anole), 1706 nucleotides. It is a transcript of the gene hopx, whose product is annotated as HOP homeobox. Gene Ontology annotation, biological process: regulation of transcription by RNA polymerase II; cell differentiation. Gene Ontology annotation, cellular component: nucleus. Gene Ontology annotation, molecular function: DNA binding. The transcript has 3 exons. NCBI's taxonomy places the organism in Eukaryota, Metazoa, Chordata, Lepidosauria, Squamata, Anolidae. The record is from RefSeq and is a predicted model, not a curated record. The coding region runs from base 497 to 718 and encodes 73 amino acids.